AUGAGACAUGACUUAAAUUACUUACUGGAAAUGGGUGUCUCUUACGGAAACUGCACGUUAAUCGAUACUGCUUCAUUACUCAACCUCACCCAUGGACAGCAACAGCCCAGCUUGAAGGAUUCUUUGAGAUUGGUUCGCCAGCCAUUCGCUUUCUUGCAUAAUGCCGGUAAUGAUGCUUACUACACGUUAUUGCUUUGUCUUGCGUUGGCAGACCCUUUUUAUCGGAUGGCAUCAGAAAUCGACACAGACACUAGAAUGGCCAAUUGGAAGUGCCGCAACUUGAAAAACGAGAUAACUAACGAAAGUCGGAGAUACUACGGAGACGAAGAGAGGUUCUCUCACUUUUUGCAUCACCAGCCUUUGUGA
Molecule: messenger RNA, 366 nt
Organism: Candidozyma duobushaemuli
Lineage: Eukaryota; Fungi; Ascomycota; Pichiomycetes; Serinales; Metschnikowiaceae
Exons: 1
Coding region: 1-366 (121 amino acids)
Cellular component (GO): nucleus
Source: RefSeq, a predicted model, not a curated record